Messenger RNA from Cooperia oncophora, 798 nucleotides. The record is from the annotation of a GenBank genome assembly. NCBI's taxonomy places the organism in Eukaryota, Metazoa, Nematoda, Chromadorea, Rhabditida, Trichostrongylidae.
AUGAUAGUAUACCAUAUAAGUUUUGAUAAGAUGUUACCUUUCUGGAAUUCGCAGGCUAUCAACCUUCCUUUGUUAUGUCUCGGGAUGGUUACCACAUAUAACAGAAUUUACCAGGAGAAAUUGGCACAGCGUAUGGCGGAAGCAAUAAACAGGAAGCAAGACGCAUGUGCACCCAACAGUAUUUUGGAACAGUCUCUUGAGUAUCUUUCAAGUUUCAUAUUCUUCCGGAAGAAGUCACCCUGUCUCAAGUUUAUUGAACUGAACGCAAGAAUUCUCUCUUUCAGUCCCCAGACGGUCUCUGUGGUAGCUGAAAUAUCGUUGAUGGAUGUUUUCUCCGACGUCAUAUCCAACAGUAUAUUCGGUGUUCUUGGGAAUCUUGGUCGUCACACGAACCGCUUCUUUAGGGAGUUUUACGAAAACGUUCCACUACCUGCUAUGUUACUAAUGACCGUAACACUGAUUUUUGCAACCGUUCGUAUUAAAACCCCCCUAUUCACCUUUGAGCCGUUGCUUCUCUCAACUAUUCGUUAUACAGCCGGAACAGUCGCUAGAUGUGUUGAAGGUUCUGCAGGUGUGAACCAAAGAGCAGUGCAAGAUCAUCGGCGUAGAGCCAUUCGAGAGGACGGCGUAGCGGCUUCAGAAAACAACAGGGACUCUAGGGAACACGUCACUCUACGUCGUCGUGCUCCACGCUCGGCGAUAUGUUCAAAUAUGAAUACGUCUCCUCGAUCUAGGGAUAGUUCACUAGAUUCAUCUCAUAGCCGUGCUUCCAGUCGCUCUCAGAGUACCCCUAGAUAG